Molecule: messenger RNA, 2607 nt
Organism: Metopolophium dirhodum (rose-grain aphid)
Lineage: Eukaryota; Metazoa; Arthropoda; Insecta; Hemiptera; Aphididae
Product: sodium/bile acid cotransporter 5-like
Exons: 6
Coding region: 351-1733 (460 amino acids)
Cellular component (GO): membrane
Source: RefSeq, a predicted model, not a curated record
AUAAGACAUUCACAAUAUUCAGAUUACGCAACACGUUGUGACAUAUUCAGUCAUCAAUGAUAAUAUUAUUAAAAUUGAAAAUUAUAAAAUAUAGUGUAAUAAUAUAUCAGAAUAAAGAUUUAAGAUAAUUUAAAAUUAAAAUUGCUCUUUAAUCUCAACUGUCGAGGCAUAAAGUCUUUAGACAGGGCCAAUUAUAAAAUAUAAAUGCUUUGAAUUAUAAUUUAGUUAAUUACAUACACAAUAAUGGAUUUAUUUGCAAUUUAUUUAGCCCACAGUUUACAGUGAUUGCUCCACCAAUGUUAUAAUAAUAUAUAAUUUAUAUUUUUUCUCAUUGAAAAUUCUAUGCCAUCAUGAUGUUAAGUACUGUAUUUUUGUUGAGUUUGUGCGUGGCAACAUGUUUUACUACUUCAAUAGCCGACAACGAUUGGACAUUCACUUUUAACAAUACAAAUAAUGGAGAGUUGGAAAUGGGCAGCAGUACUAAAAUAGUAUUCUACGCACAGACAAAUACAACCUGGGAGGACGAAGAUUUACGACUUCAAGUAAUCAGUUCUGAUGAAGAUGUAGCAUAUCCUAGUAGGCAUUUUUUUAAAUUACCCCAAAAUAAUUCAAUGCCGGCAAGUUUGUGGGAAAAAUCUUUUAACUUAACUUCCGAGUUUCUUGGGUACACAACAUUAUACCUUCAAGUAGUAAAAGUUGAAAAUAAUACAACACGUGUUCUAAAUUCAAGCCAAGAUCACAUGAACAUUAAAGUAAUUCGAAAACCACAAUUGAUUGAUAAGAUAUUUGUCAUUUGUGUCGCCGUUUUGAUGACUAUUAUAUUUAUUAACUUGGGAUGUGCUCUAGAUGUUGAUCAACUUAAACAGUGUGUUAGAAAACCAAUUGCUCCUGCAGCUUCAUUUUUUGCUCAGUUUCUAAUCUUACCAAUAUUAAGUUUUAUUUAUGCUAAGCUAAUAUUUCCAAAUUCAGUUUCAAUGCAAUUGGGUUUGUUUUUUACGGGAAUAAGUCCUGGAGGUGGUGCAUCUAGUGUGUGGUCCCUUCUUUUGGGUGGUAAUAUUAACCUCAGCAUUGUCCUGACGACUGUUGGAACCCUGGAAUCAUUUAUUAUGAUACCAUUUUGGAUUAUCUUUCUUGGUAAACGUAUCUUUUCUGUGGGUGAAAUGCCUGUACCGUAUUCCCGAAUUGGAUUCUCUAUUAUUGCAUUAAUUAUUCCUUUGUGUAUCGGGUAUUGUAUUCAGCGUUUUAUGCCUAGAGUAAGUCGAGUUAUGACACGUAUACUGAAGCCAAUGUCUAGUUGUUUGAUAAUAUUUAUAAUUAUCUUUGCCACAGUCACUAACUUAUACCUGUUCAAAAUAUUUUCUUGGAAAAUUAUUUUAGCAGGUGCAGUGAUACCAUGGACAGGUUAUUUAAUAGGGUUAUUAACAUCUAUCUUUGCACGUUUAUCUACACCAGACAUAAUAUCUAUGACAGUCGAAUCUGGUAUACAAAACACUGGUAUUGCCAUAUUCAUGUUAAAAUUUUCCCUGGGACAGCCAGCUGCAGAUAUAACAACUGUUAUUCCAGUUGCUAUCGCAUUAAUGACGCCCAUUCCCUUAUUAAUAUGUUUUAUAAUUAAAAAGUGUUUUGGAAAAAAGGAUGGAAUAGUAAAUAUUCAAGAUCCAGCAACUGAAUCAAUGCUAGACAAGAGAGAAUGUGAAGUUCCAUCAGCAAAUUCUGAUAAUAAUCAAGCGUGAAUAUAACCAACAAGACUGUUAUAAUAUCACACAAUGUUAGUUAAUCUGUUAAAUUUUAUCUUCAAUUAUACGGAUUGUGAAUGUUUUUUUUUUUUAUUAUAAGAAAAAUUUGUGUUUAAUAUUUUAAUUAAAUAACACAAGUGUAUUUUAUACGAUUAAAAAAAUUGUUUUUCUGGGCAGCUUUGACAAUAAACGACUUAAGAUAACGUCUCACCCACAUGUGUUUACGCAGUCUGAGUAGAACUCGCUCAAUUUUCGUUUUAGAAUAAAAAUACCUUUUAUAAAAUUGAAUUGUAACAAUAUUUCUGAGGGUAAGACGUUAUGUUUUUUUUUUAAAUUAUAAAUUCUUAUAAGUUAAAGGUAUUUUAAGUGUUGAAAUUUUUUCUAUUUCUAAACGAUAUAAUGAACUUUGUAUUGGGUAUAAUGGAAAAAAAGCAACAAUUUGCCCUUAGAAAUAUUAAAAAACUAAAAUAAAAAUUGAGCGAGUUCUACUCAGACUUCGUAAACGCGUUUUGUUUAUGUCGUACAUGUGUAAGACGGAGACAACACAUUCGGGUAUGACGUCCUCUACGCUCUGUUCCAUUUAAGAGUGAACUGCUUUCACGCACAUAGACCAAGCCGGCCGAACAGUGCCUGACCCUCCAUGCGAUGCCUGUGCGUUCUUUGAUUGGCGGACAGUCAUUGCCAGCCUUCAGGCGCCCGUGUUAAUUAAAAUAAUAUUGUUGAGAAUCAUUAAUCAUGUGAGGCUUUUGUAACUAAUAAUGUAUUUGAAUUAUUAUACACGUGGAUAUUAAAUCAUGUUUUUGAAUGAUUUUAUAUCUAUUUAUAUUCAUGCAUGACUUGAAACAAGUAAUAAUAAAUAUUAAAUACAAGA